UGAAAGCGCGCGCCUCCGCCUCAGACUUGCAUUCGUUUUGGUCGGGUGAAGGGUGGUUGUCUUGGUGAACUAAGCGACUUGGUGUUAACGUGCAUGAUUAAUUCAUUUUUGUCUUUCACGCGGAUUGUCUUUAGUUUGGAGUAACGUAAGAAGACCAGUCAUUUAUUUUCUAUUGAAAAUGUCGACCAUCGCAAGGUGUCAAACAACCCAGGUUACCAUACACAACCAACGCAGAAAAGGAUAUAUUCUAUAACCCACGGAACCCUCUAGGACUUGAUUGAUCUCUUCAAGCCUGCUCGUUUGCUCCAGUGCCGCCCCCUCCAUCCCACCCCCCCACCCAGUCUAUCGUCAUUCUACAUCUGAGGAAGAGCUCUCGACACUCUUGAACAUCCACUAAUACUCACUCUCACAUUGUGCCAUCAACCUCUUCAGUUUGACACUCGCCACCUCCUGUGUAAAUAUGACUCCUAACGGGUACCUGAUAUUUGAGGAUGACAGCUUUCUGGACUCCACCGUGGCCAAAAUGAACGCUCUAAGGAAGAGUGGCCAGUUCUGUGAUGUCAGACUCCAGGUGUGUGGCCACGAGUUAAUGGCUCAUCGUGCGGUCCUGGCUUGCUGCAGCCCUUACCUGUUUGAAGUCUUCAACGGAGACUCCGAACCUGUGGGUGGAGUGUCGCUGGUGAAGUUUGAUGACCUCACCCCUGAAGCGGUGGAGAUCCUUCUGAACUACGCGUACACAGCCCAACUGAAAGCAGACACCUCUCUGGUCAGAGAUGUCUACUCUGCUGCUAAGAAACUGAAAAUGGAACGGGUAAAACAGAUCUGCGGGGACUACCUGCUGUCUAAGAUGGACAGCCAGAGUGCCAUCCCCUACAGGGACUUUGCCAGCAGCAUGGGGGAUGGUCGUCUGCUGGGGAAGAUCGAUGGAUACAUCCAGGAACACCUACUGGAGCUCUCAGAACAGGAGCACUUCCUCAAACUGCCACGCCUCAAGCUGGAGGUGGUGUUGGAGGACAACCUGACUCUGCCUAGUAAUGGGAAGCUCUACUCUAAAGUCAUCAACUGGGUGCAACGCAGUCUGUGGGAGAGCGGGGAGCCGCUGGAGAGGCUGAUGGAAGAGGUCCAAACCUUGUACUACUCCGCUGACCACAAGCUGCAUGAUGGAAACCUGCUGGAGGGACAGGUCCAGCCUUCUGAGGGAUUGGGCUGUGGAGGAGUAGACGACGAACACAUCCAGUUUGUUCAGAAGAAGGCCCCUCGUGAGAGUGUGCAGCGACAAACGAGUGUGGGUUGCCGUGAGAUUGGCAGUUGCGCCGUCCUCCCUCAGAACAGCUCCAAUGGCAGCCUCUCUCCUGGAUCCACAGGUCAACACUUCAGACAUGAGUGGAAGUACAUCGCCUCUGAGAAGACCAGCAACAGUACAUACCUCUGCCUGGCGGUCCUGAAUGGUGUGUUGUGUGUGGUGUUCCUUCAUGGGCGCGCCAGCCCCCACUGCUCCCCAUACGCCACUCCCUGUCUGACCAAGAGUCUGAGCCUGGAAAACCAGCUGAGCCAGGGGGCAGAGAAGGAGGACCGGCUGGAGGAGAGGCUGCUGACCCGCAUGCACUAUGCCCGGUCUGGCCUGGGCACGGCCGAGCUCAACGGAAGGCUCAUCGCUGCGGGUGGUUACAACAGAGAGGAGUGUCUGAGGACAGUAGAAUGCUAUGACCCAAAGAAGGAUUGCUGGACCUUCAUCGCCCCCAUGAGAACGCCUAGAGCUCGCUUUCAGAUGGCCGUCCUCAUGGGUCAGCUGUACGUCAUGGGUGGCUCCAACGGUCAUUCUGAUGAGCUGAGCUGUGGAGAGACCUAUGACCCUCGGGCCGACGAGUGGACUCAGGUCCCCGAGCUACGCACCAACCGCUGCAACGCAGGUGUGUGUGCAUUGAACAACAAGCUCUUUGUGGUGGGAGGGUCUGACCCAUGUGGACAGAAAGGUCUGAAGAACUGUGAUGCCUUUGACCCUGUGGCAAAGACCUGGAACAACUGUGCUCCACUCAACAUCAGGCGACACCAGGCAGCAGCAUGUGAGCUGGAUGGAUUCAUGUAUGUGAUUGGUGGAGCCGAGUCAUGGAACUGCCUGAACAGCGUGGAGCGAUACAACCCCGAGAACAACACAUGGACGCUGGUCGCCCCGAUGAAUGUAGCGCGCCGUGGGGCUGCGGUCACUGUACAUAACGGGAAGCUGUUUGUGGUCGGUGGGUUUGAUGGGACCCAUGCGCUGCAUUGUGUGGAGGUUUACGACCCUGCACGCAACGAGUGGAAGAUGCUGGGCAGCAUGACGUCUGCCAGGAGCAACGCAGGCGUGGCUGUGCUGGGGGGGGUGGUUUGUGCCGUGGGCGGGUUUGAUGGGAACGACUUCCUGAAUACAGUUGAGGCAUAUGAGUCGUUGUCCAAUGAGUGGAGCCCCUGUGGAGAGGCCUUCAAACAGGAAGACUAAGACCAGGUCUGGGCCAAGGAUGGACAUAGAACUCCUAGAAUAGUGAAUGGGUGGACCAAAGGUGUGUACCUAUCACUCCCCACCAACAACCAAUUACCACCCAGGAUGUAAAAAAAACAAAUUUGAAUCAAGAACCACAGCUUCAUGUUUGUGCUUUAUCAAUUUACAAAACUGACAAUUACAGUGACAUAGAAUAUUCCAUAUUAAAAAGCUGUUAUUGGAUGGGUUACUCUUCUAGGAUUUCUAUUUCUAUGAGUCCAUUUUUAUCCUCUACGCAACUCCCAUUUCCCUCUCACUGGUGUGCACUCCACUUGUUUACUUGUUCACUUCCUCAGGACCAGGGGGAGCACAUUGUCAAACUAGUAGGGUUAGUGACGUGAUUGUGUUUUCAUGAUGUCCUGUCUGAAGUCGGAUCGUGGUUGGGGCAGGUGUGCGGUAGUGGCGUGCAUCAACAUUUCAAUAAUUGGCUUCCUCCUUCCUGGUCUUUUUUUUUAUCUGUGCCGAAAAAACAAAGAUUCUUACAAACUUUUCUCUAAGGUUCUUUCACACCAGUGCAGAUGAUAAAGAUUUGAACUUACGAGAGGUUGAGCUCCACAUCGAGUCCCAAAGUUGGGCCGGUUCAGGCCCAGUUAAUUUCAGUUUUGCCCCAAAGUAAAAUGACGCCUUUGCAUAUUGCGAUAUUACAAUAUUGUGCUCUGUAUAUAUUUUCUAUUGUUGUCUUACUAAAAUGCCAAAAUCCUCUGACUAAAUUACUUCAGCAAUGUUGUGAGGUAUGUAUCUUUAUUUUGUAUAACAUUUUUAUUUCAAACAUUAAUUUCAGUAAUGGGUUGGUAACCAUUGGCAGUGUGUUUUAUUAGCUUGACAGAAGACAGUACCAGGUUACGCAAUAGAACAGCAGACCUUUUUUAUUACCUAAAAUUUCACAAUUAUCUCCUAUUUGAAGUGACUUUCUCAAUCUCUGAAGAAAUCUAAAAGCCUUAUGCAACAAACUAACUAGCAUCAAACAAGGAAAUGUAUUUAGCCUCAAUAGGCAUUUAAUUAACUGAUAAAUCUUGCCUUUUAUAUGAUUUAUUUCAUACACUGCUGAGCAAAUAACCUGUGGAUGAGUUGAAGUAAGGGAUGCACAAAAUCACGUUAUGCGCUAGAUGCUUCACACACAGCAUAUGUCCUAAGGAUCACCCUGUUGUCUUUAUAGUGGACUAGCUUUGUCCAGACCAGGUGCCAUUUAGGAUGCAGCCCAGGCACUGAAACACUCUUAGUUAUGGUGGCUCUCUACUGCCACUUCAACUAACUUGUCUGAAUGUCUAAUUCUGUCUGAAACUGGUCUCAUUUCCUCUUUAACUUCCUGUUCUGAUUUAGAAACAUUCCAAGAAGUGUUAAUGUGGUCUUUUUUUUUUUUUGUACUGAUAUUUCUUAAACUAAUAAACCAUUUCAACCCUA
Messenger RNA from Esox lucius (northern pike), 3916 nucleotides. Its product is annotated as influenza virus NS1A-binding protein homolog A. Bases 461 to 2476 code for a protein of 671 amino acids. NCBI's taxonomy places the organism in Eukaryota, Metazoa, Chordata, Actinopteri, Esociformes, Esocidae. The transcript is spliced from 15 exons. Gene Ontology annotation, molecular function: protein binding. The record is from RefSeq and is a predicted model, not a curated record.